AUGGCAGAAGUUGCUCCCGCUGCACCCGCCGCCCCUGCGGCCGCUCCGGCCAAAGCCCCGAAGAAGAAGGCGGCCAAGCCGGCCAAGAAGUCCGGUCCCGGCGCCAGCGAGCUCGUCCUGAAAGCGGUGUCCGCCUCCAAGGACCGUAAAGGCCUUUCUUACGUGGCGCUGAAGAAGGCGCUGGCCGCCGAAGGCUACGACGUGGACCACAACGCCGUCCACAUCAAGCGCGCCGUCAAGAGUCUGGUGGUGAAAGGAGCCCUGGUGCAGACCAAGGGGACCGGCGCGUCCGGAUCCUUCAAGGCGAGCAAGGGCGCCGAAAAGCCCAAGAAGGAAGUGAAGAAGGCCGCCGUCAAAGCCAAGAAGCCGGCAGCCAAGAAGCCCGCCGCCGCCGCCAAGAAGCCCGCCGCAGCCAAGAAGCCCAAAGCGGCAAAGUCCACCCCGAAGAAGGCGAAGAAACCCGCCGCAGCCAAGAAACAGUCCGUCAAGAAGGUCACCAAGAGCCCCAAGAAGAAGACGGUGGCGGCGGCGGUGAAGAAGGCAGCUGCACCCAAAAAGCCAGCGACUCCCAAGAAAGCUGCACCCAAGAAGGCGGUUAAACCCAAAGCUGCCAAACCCAAGAAGGCCACAGCAGCAAAGAAAACAGCCAAGAAGUAAAAACACCUCCUCUCCAUCACCAACGGCUCUUUUAAGAGCCACACAAAUACUCCAAAGGCAGAUUUCCUCUGGCUUUUUCUCUUUUCAGCAGGUCAUGAUGUGUGAAAUGACUGGAAGACACAAUAUUUUGGCCCACUAUCAAAUAUCAACUCCCCUCUUACAGGUAAUAUUUAUUCACACUAAGUCCAUGUUCACAAAGCGCUUUACUGGGGAAGAAAUAAAACCAACUGUGCAAACGGCUGAAAGGGGAAAUUGUGCACCUGCAGUCAGGAAAGUGAGAUCUUUCCUCUUUGUGUACGCUGAUAUAUUGAGACUAAACCAUGUGUCUGUUUGUACAUAAUGACUGUUCAGCUUGUUCCCUGCAGUAAUAUUCACUCAUUCAUUUAUAAAUACUUAUCACAAGCAAUCGAAUCAUCUGCAUACAUUUUAUUAAGCCCGUUUAUAUAUCCGGUAAGAAGAGAGUCUGCCUGCGGACCAGCACAUGUGAGUACACGGGAACGAGAUGAGAAGUUUAUUUAAUUCAGAGCCAUCAACAGCGGUUUUACAGCAACGCAGUGAGUUCUGCAGCAUUUUAGAAAAGAUCACAAACUAACACAAAGUGGUGAGAAGCAAACUGCGUAGCUCCCAAACACUCAUGCUGCACAGACUGAGCUCCUCCAGCCUAUAAUUAAUGUGCGGUCAACCUACUGUGGGACAAUAUUGAGAGGAAGACACAAUAUUUGGCCUUUUUCCAAAGAUUAUUCUCACAAUAUGUUAUGAUUCCUAACUGGAAGAAAAGUUUAACAUGAGGACAGACAUCAAAGUAAAGAUACAGUCCAGAAAGCAUCAACACCUUUUUUUUAUAAGUAAGCAAUAUUUAUUUAUUUACAGAGUACUAUAUGUUUACACAGUCCUUUCACAAGGGGAGAAGAUAAAACACAGGAAGCAGAAAAGCUUUUCAUGAACAGUAAAAGGAAAUACAGUAAUAUAAAAAAACAAACUCUUACAGAGUUAUUACAUAAAAUCCAAAUUAAAUUAUGAUACAACAGGUCAAAAACUGGUUUUAGCAAACUAACUCUAAUAGGACUUAAUGACAAAACUACAGGAAACAUCAAUGCUAAACUUCCCAGUGGUGUUUAAAAACCUCACAUUACAAUUAAACUUUAAUAUAUGAAAAUGUCUUCAAAUAAAACUACACCUUCGUUGC
Molecule: messenger RNA, 1843 nt
Organism: Micropterus salmoides (largemouth bass)
Lineage: Eukaryota; Metazoa; Chordata; Actinopteri; Centrarchiformes; Centrarchidae
Product: histone H1-like
Exons: 1
Coding region: 1-657 (218 amino acids)
Biological process (GO): nucleosome assembly
Cellular component (GO): nucleosome
Molecular function (GO): DNA binding; structural constituent of chromatin
Source: RefSeq, a predicted model, not a curated record